Molecule: messenger RNA, 570 nt
Organism: Trametes versicolor FP-101664 SS1
Lineage: Eukaryota; Fungi; Basidiomycota; Agaricomycetes; Polyporales; Polyporaceae
Exons: 5
Coding region: 15-452 (145 amino acids)
Source: RefSeq, a predicted model, not a curated record
AUCCACCAGUCGACAUGUUCGCCCGCUCUGCAUUCGCUGUUGCUGUUGUCGUCGCCGUUGCCCUCGUUGGCGGAGUGUCCGCUCAGGAGCCCAACUGUGCGCGUAACUACACGGUCGUGCCUGGCGACACCUGCGACGGCAUCGCGGCGAAGACGAACACGCCCACCUUCCAGCUCGAGACGGUGAACGCAGACAAGAUCGACGCCGCAUGCGACAAUCUGGCCGUCGGCGAGCCGCUGUGCCUUGGCAUAAUCGGCCAGGACUGCGACAUCACGCACGUUGUCCAGCCCGGAGACAGCUGCGGCGUGAUUGCGCAGGAGGCGAAGACUACGCUGGACAUUCUGCUGGCGAACAACCCGAACGUCAACGCGCAGUGCACCAACAUCGGUGUCGGAGAGGUGCUUUGCACGGCGAGCGAGGUCAUCGGGAACUCGACGGCGGGUGCAGCCUGAGAUCGCUGGCGCGAUGAGCGUAGCAGUUCAGGAAGAGAUAUUAACAGGGACUUGUUUUGAGGUUGCGGCAUAGUGGAAGGAGACCUAGCACAUAUGGAAAUUUCUAGUGGCAAUGAAC